GAGUUUGCUGAGAGCGCAGCGGCAGCAGCAGCUGGAGCAGAAAUGGCUGAGCGGAAGGUCGCUCUCACACUUACAGGACUUUACAUCCUCAUUCUGCAAGCCUGGGCCAAGUUGGAGGUCAGUAUGGAGGACAGGGUCGAGGUAUUCCUGGACGAUGUAGCAGAGAUCCCCUGCAUAUACAACAUGAGUGGAUCUGCCAGUUCACCGACGAUACAGUGGUUUGCUAAAUCAUCGGCUGGCAACAGAGUACAGAUCUACAACAAAGAUGACAGUAGUGCCACUGAAGAGCCGGACCCAGCUUUCUCAGGGAGGUUCAAUGUCUCUCACUCUCAGGAAGGCAUGAUGGGAAACUCUAUUCUGACCAUCAAUGCUGUACGAAUCAGUGAUGCGCGAGACUUCAUCUGCCAAGUGAACACGGAUGGAGGCAGUAUGGAGAGACAGACUCGACUUCUAGUGUUCAAUACUCCAUCUCGCCUUUCCAUUGAAGGAGGAAAUUACGCCGUAGUCACAGAGACUCUGAAUAAGAUCGCAUCCUGUGAGGUUAAUAAUGGAUACCCUGCCCCUAAGAUCACAUGGUACAAAGACAGAACUCCCUUACACCCCUCAGCUGGUGUCGACAUGCAGAACAGACUGACUAUGAAUUCCAACGGCCUGUACUCAGUACACAGCGAUCUGUACCUCACGGUAGAAAAGGAGGACAAGGAUGCAUACUUUUACUGUGAGGUCAGCUUCUUUGUUCCCGGGGCAGAGAAAAUGAUCGAGUCCGACCGGAUCAACAUCACAAUCCACUAUCCAACAUCGGAAGUUACAGUGUUCCAGGAUUCCCCUGACCGGCUUGUUAAAGAAGGCGACAACGUUGAAAUAAGAUGUGAAGGAGAUGGGAACCCUCAGCCAGUCAAAAGCUUCAAAUACAACAACGAAGUACUUCUUGCAGAUAUGGACAGGCUGGUCCUGCGUCAAGUGACUCGACUAAACAGUGGUUUAUACGAAUGCAGCUGUCUGGAUACAAUAAGUUUUGAAAACAUCAUAGGCAACUUGACCCUUAGAGUGCACUAUCUGGACCCUGUUGUGAUCACUCCUGAGAAUCCAGAUAUCCUGGAUGAAGGAGAGGAUCUGUUUCUGACCUGCAAUGCCCUUUCCUCUCUGUCCACAAAAGCAUUUUGGUACAAGGACGAUUUGCUGCUGGAUGAAGGCCAUGUGUUGAGGUUAUACAACGCCUCCUUUGCCACAGCAGGGACAUAUGUUUGUGAAGUACAGGCAGUUGAGCUUCCUGAGCUAAAAAGGCAGAACGCUGUGCACGUCAGUGUAAGAGGAAAGCCAGUGAUCACAGACGGGGUGGUCGUGAUUCCUCUGGAUACUGAAAAGGCCAUCAAUGUGAGCUGCCAUGCGACAGGACACCCAACUCCGAGCAUCUACUGGAGUCUCUCUGAUGAACAAGCUCAGCUAGGAAGAUGGGAAACCAAGACAGAGAACAGUAUCCACAGCAUUAUUUCCAUCAGCACCACUUCAGACAUCACAGCAUCCUGUAGGGCCACCAAUGACCUGGGAACAGCCGAAACCUCCCGCCACAUUCAAGCCAUUCAAAUGAACCAAACAACAACCACAACAACUCCAACCACAACAACUCCAACCACAACAACUCCAACCACAACAAGCAAUACAACUGGUAUAAUGGUGGCAGGAACAGCCAGCCCCAAAAAAAUCAAAGGGGGCAAAGGAUUCAUCAUUGCCAUCAUCAUCAUUUUCAUCCUACUGCUGGCCAUCCUGGGCAGUGUGCUGUACUUCAUGUACAAGAAGGGCAAGAUUCCAUGUGGGCGCUCAGGAAAGCAAGAUCUCACGAAGGAAAAGGCCAGCAGCGAUGACAUCGUUGUGGAGAUGAAGAGCAGCAAAUCUGAGGAGGUCGUGCUUCUACAGGGAGUCAACGGGGAGAAAAAGACUUCCAGCAACCAGUGAGGCGAACGGAUAAGCAGAGAGGACGGGCCGAUAGCAGUCUCCACGUUACUCCACUCUCUCAGGAUGAGUCCCGGAGCUUCCUCCUUACAGGACUUCCACGUUUAAUCCUCCCCUGUGAGCGGGAACACAAUCCUGUGUCAGACCUCUACAGCUCUCACAUUUUGUUCGCAAGAUUUUUUUUUUUUAAGUUGCCUUUUACCCCCAUACAGGCCUCACUAUCCGUUUUGGAACAAUCUGCUCUCCAUGUUCUACAUCAUGUAUAGAUAAAAUAAUGUACAUAUGUAGUUAUUUAAAUAAUUUUGACGAAACCUAAAGUGUUCUUUGUGACCGAACGAGGUCGUUCUUGCGCUCGACUAAGAUUCGGGCAGCAGACGGUCAGCCGAAGGGCUGUUCGUUAAACGUCCGAGUGCUCGCUGUUGUUUUGUGUUUAAAUUGCUCUCACUGUAGUCUGUGCACUGAAACUCAGAGCUGCCUCUCACUACUGUGCUGAUCCAACACUGUGUAACCGCUUCACCUGCUGUCUCUAACAAUACUUCAUCACUGAGGGGGAAAAUAUAGAAUUUUUUUUUUUUAA
Messenger RNA from Neoarius graeffei (lesser salmon catfish), 2527 nucleotides. RefSeq names its product melanoma cell adhesion molecule b (gene mcamb). The record is from RefSeq and is a predicted model, not a curated record. The transcript is spliced from 17 exons. Bases 43 to 1953 code for a protein of 636 amino acids. NCBI's taxonomy places the organism in Eukaryota, Metazoa, Chordata, Actinopteri, Siluriformes, Ariidae.